Molecule: messenger RNA, 3808 nt
Organism: Saccostrea echinata
Lineage: Eukaryota; Metazoa; Mollusca; Bivalvia; Ostreida; Ostreidae
Exons: 20
Coding region: 9-3332 (1107 amino acids)
Molecular function (GO): protein binding
Source: RefSeq, a predicted model, not a curated record
GUUUCAAGAUGGACGACUGUACGUUAGAAAAACUUGUCAUUAAACCAGGCAAAUUAUCGCCAAGUUUUGACAAAAACCACGUCGAAUACGAAGUAACAGUGCCAAGCAAUGUAACAAAAAUUAAUAUUGAUCCAUUGACAAGCGACUCCGGUGCAUCCUACUGUAUAUUCGGAGGAGAUGGAGGUAAGGAUGUCCCCCUUAAAGAAGGUGCAGUGACAGAUAUAAAGAUAGAGGUGACUUCGGAAGAUGGGACAAUAAAACAUUAUUUCAUACAUGCAAAGAGGUUGUCAGCCAAAGAUGCAUUCCUCAGUGACCUACAGCUGUCCGUGGGAAAUAUCAGUCCUGUGUUUAAUCCAGAUGUCCUCAGCUAUUCCUGUCUUCUUCCUUGCAAUGUUGCUGAAGUUGUGCUAAAACCAGUUGCCCCAGAUACUAAAAAUGUUGUGCUUGUUUGUGGUGAAAAACCAGGCACCCCAACAGCACUGAAUGUUGGUGAAACAAAUUGCUCCAUAGAGGUGACAUCAGCUGAUGGUUCAAACAAAAAGACUUACGUCGUGGACGUUAUUAGAAAACAGAUUCCCCGAUUUGUGAAGUUGUUGGAUGAAAAGCUUGCUAAAGAAUUUGAAUGUCCAUUUACUCUGAGUGUUCUUUAUCGUCCAAUCACCAUUCGAGGAAGUAAUCCCAAGAACACGUACUCUGCUCCAAAUAUUGAUGAGAAAACACGCAGGUCUAAAAUUGACCCAUUGAGUGGGAUGCCAUUGGGAAAGGACUGGAGAAUUGUGGAUUAUGAAUUAGAUAAAAAGAUUGCAGUUGCCAUGGCUACAAUUCCACUCACAAAUAAAAAGAUGUUAGAUCCAGCUAAGUUUUCAGAACUGGCAGCUGAAAUUGAAAAGUGCAACAUCGCUCCCCCAGUGGAAGAUGUCGCUGACAAAUUCAAAAGUACAACAGCUCCACUAAACCACUCUGUACAGGUCAGAAAAUGGGAGAAAAACUUGCAACAGAUUUUUGGUGAAACUGAUGUUACAGAAAUGUGUGGGAAUGCAGAUUCCUUUUUACUGAAGUAUUUUGAGUCUCUGCCAAAAUCAGGACAGUCUACUCAGUGGGCCCAUGGAGAAACACCAUUAGAUUUUUUGGACAAUGCUGCAUAUAACUUGGCCAGUGCCAUCAAAUGCAAACCAAAAGAUGCAGCCUUACACUUGAGGCUGGGACAAGUGCUUGAGGAAAGAUACUAUGCUGAAGAUUUAUUUGGACUCAAAAAAGAGGCAGGUGGUGAGUCGUUGCCAUCCUUCAACCUUGAAGCAAAAGAGAGUUCAAAAGAUGAGGAAUGUGCAGCCAUUUGUAAAUUACGAGGAGUGGAUAGUGCUUCUGCCCCAAUUGCUUUACAACUUAAGGCCAUUGAUGAGGAAUAUCAUCAUCUUUUGAACAAUAACCAAAGUGGCAAGGCAGACCAUGUAAUGGGUUUAUAUGUGUGGAAAUCCAAGCAGGCCUCUCAGGAAGGAAUGGCUGCCCAAAAAGCUCAGGAUGAGGAGUCUUCCUUGGGCCAAGCCUAUCUAAAAUAUAUGGAUGCACUGACCUUAGAUGAACCUAAGGCCAUUUAUAACUUCCAUGUGGGACGUAUGCUUGUAAUACAGGGGAACUUUGACGAUGCUGUGAAGAGACUUGAAGUGACAUUGAACUGGAAUCCUAAACAUCAGUUUGCCAAGUUCUACUUAGGACUGGCACUCGCUUUACAGAAAAAUGGACCUGGUGCCAGAGCUAAAGAAACAAUCCUCUACCUCCUAGAGGCCAUGGAAACACUCCUGACACAACAUACAAAGGCAGCUAUGACUUCUGAUGACCCUAGAGAUAUACCACCUGAAUUACAUUCUGAAAAUUUGUUAAGAUCAUCAAAUGUUCAUCUUCUACGAGGAAUUGUUAACUUAGGAAAGCUGUUACAGAAAAAUACAGAUGUCAAAGACUGCAUGUCACCAGAACACAUAUUUCAUACCUCAGCUUUGCUGGCAUCACAGGUCCUUCCCUAUAUUGCACAAGGUGAUACCUAUAAACAACUAGAGUGGGUGCUCCUGGAUUCACAUUCUUAUCUCCUGGACAUCCUUUUUAAGGACCCUGUGAAAAAUGCAGAUCUCAUUGAACAGCGCUGCCAGAGAUUGUCUGCACUUAUCAUGAACUCCACACUCCCAAUGAAUGAAGACUUGCUCAAUCUUCAAGAACAGACAUGUCAGAAACUGGUGAACCUUAAUCCCUGCAGUAGCUUAUCCCUCUAUAGAUUGGGAGCCUCACAGUUUGCGAAGUAUGAGAACUCUCCUCCUGGGGAAACUGCUAACAAAAUCUUGAAUGAGACCAUGAAAUCUUAUCAGGCCUGCAUCAGUAUGGAGGGUAAACCUGCAACAGGAGAUCCUCCCGAGACUCUGACAGGACAGCAAUGGUGGCAAGACAAAGUAAAAGCAGAGGAAGAGGCCAAAAAGGCAGAAGAAGCAAAGAAACCCCCACCAACAGCUCCCAAAGGAGGAGCAGCAAAGCCCGCCCCUGCUGCAAGGGGAGGGGGAGCAGCUGGGAGAGGAGCACCUGCCACUCGAGGGGCACCAGCAGCCCGAGGGAGAGGGGCAGUUUCUACACAACCCAAAGGUGGAGCAACUGCAGGAAGAGGAGGUGCUUCUAGAGGUGGGGGUACUGCCAAGGCUAUUGCAGGAAAAGCAACUCCUGCUCCAGCAACAUCAAAACCCCCUGCAGGUAAAGGCACACAUCAAUGUGAAGCCACACCCCCUGUCAAUAAAUCUGGAGCCACAGAACAACCGAAGAAAGAAGAAACCAAACCAGAACCUGCACCAGAAUCUAAACCAGCUGACAGUGGGAAAGCAGCCCCUAUCAACCAGAAAACUUACCAUCCAAGACUUGGACUGGCCAGAGCAUACAGAGCAUCUGGAGAUAUUGACCAAUCAAAGAAGUUCUACAAUGAAGUCAUGGCUAUGGCACCAGAAGUUCAUGAUGCCUGCAUUGAAUUAGCAGAAAUGUUAGCAAAGACAGAUCCCAAGGGAGCAGUGGAUGUCUACUGUAAAUUCCACAUCUCUGAUCCACCAACGUUUGAUGAUGGUUACAUUCUUGGUGAAAUAGUGCGUCUUCUGAUGAAGGCAGAGGAUUAUGAGGAUAAGAGACUGGUGAAGAACAUGAUUCUCUAUGGAAAAGUUUAUGGCUUAGCCAUUCUGGAGAAGUAUGUGAAAAUUUUGGAAGAAAAAUUUAAGAAUAAAGUCCUACAGGAAGUUUAUGCAGGUGUGAAUGGUAAAUCUGUGGAGGAUCCAGAUAUGCAGGCAUUCUUUAAAUUUAAAUGUUGGUUGUAGAAUGUGUGUUAUUAUUACAGUAAUACACAAUUUAUGAAAAUCUUUUUUAUGAACAUAAAUUGUGAAUAUUUCAAGCAUUUUAUAAAAAGGGUAACUGACUGCUUAGUUUCAGUAAGAUUUGUCCUUAUUGGAUUCUGUGUAUUUGCACAUUGUAGUACUUACUGCUGUUUUGAAUACCCUAUAUGAGUAUGGGAUACUUUCUUUUAUCAUGGAAGAUAUCGUUCAUGAGUUAUGGGGUACUUUCUUUUAUGGAAGAUCUCAUUCAUUCUUCAGUAACAGAAUAAUUUUCUAGUGUAUUUUUUGAUUGUUUUCUUGUGGAACUCAUUGAUUUUUGUGUGAGGUACAUGACAAAUCAGCCAUUGCUAGAAUCUCUGUGAUGUGUGCCAAAUUUACAGACACCAAAUUGUGAUAUGCGAGGAGAGUUUGUGAAUAUAUGUACAAUUAAAUUUUACUACAAUAAAGUGACAUUAAAAAAU